This is a messenger RNA of Notolabrus celidotus (New Zealand spotty), 3033 nucleotides long. It is a transcript of the gene csgalnact2, whose product is annotated as chondroitin sulfate N-acetylgalactosaminyltransferase 2. The record is from RefSeq and is a predicted model, not a curated record. Gene Ontology annotation, molecular function: glucuronosyl-N-acetylgalactosaminyl-proteoglycan 4-beta-N-acetylgalactosaminyltransferase activity. Lineage: Eukaryota; Metazoa; Chordata; Actinopteri; Labriformes; Labridae. Bases 344 to 1963 code for a protein of 539 amino acids. Gene Ontology annotation, cellular component: Golgi cisterna membrane. The transcript has 8 exons.
CUCUUCACCGGAAGUAGACAUCGGCCCAGUCUGUCAGUAUGCUCCGUGGCAUUCUGCUACACAGCCUGGAUCCAACUGGACAGUCUGGACUGUAACAGCUGCUGUGGGCUCAGACACACCCGGACAAAGACCGGAUCAGUUUCUCACAGGUGGUCAUCUCAGGAUUCACACAAGACAAAUGUAUACGAACAAGUCGAAGCCAACAAACCAGACCAGCACGGUGACAUGAUGACAGAUUUGCCCCCCAGGCCUCUGAAAUGAUGUGCGGUGGCACAUUGCAGCGGAUGUAAUCCAAAGGGAAAGGGAAUGAAGACUUGUCAGCAGCAGCCUUUAUGCUAGAGUGAUGCCCAGGCGGGGGUUCCCACUCCAGGGCCGGGUCCGCUGGCUCUUCCUGGGCAUCUUCCUCCUUCUGGUGCUCAUGCUUUUUGCAUACCUCCUGGAGUGCACCCCUCCUGCAGAUGCCAGCCUGGUCCUGCCAGGCUUAGCAGGCGAGACCUAUGGCAAGGAGUACUACCAGGCCCUCCUGCAGGAACAGGAGGAGCGUCACCUAAACCGUGCUGCCAGUCUCAAGCGCCAGAUCGCCCAGCUCAAACAGGAGCUGCAGGAAAUGAGCGAGAAGCUAAAACUUCUGCAAGACAAGAAAGAGCUCCCCGGGGUGCAGGGCUUGACCGAGACUAAAGACCAGGAGCCAGGAGACCUGCUGGAGUACCUGCACUCACAGAUUGACAAAGCUGAGGUCAACACUGCGGCACGCAUCCCCAGUGAGUACGCUCUGGUGCCUUUUGAGAGUUUCACCCUGUCCAAGGUGUACCAGCUGGAGAUGGGACUGACACGGCACCCUGAGGAGAAACCUGUCCGCAAAGAUCGCAGGGACGAGCUGGUAGAGGUCAUCGAGGCAGCGCUGGACAUCAUCAACAACCCUGAUGAAGAGGAUGGAGUUGAGGAAGACAUGCCAAUGCAGAGACAAACGUACACAGAGAGUCACUUUGCUGAAGGACUUUACAGGACCGAGCGAGACAAGGGGACGCUCUAUGAGCUCUUCUUUGCCAAAGAGGAAUCCAGCAGCUUUCGUCACGUCACCCUCUUCAGGCCGUUUGGUCCCCUGAUGAAAGUCAGGAGCACAUCUUUAGAAACAUCCGAACUGAUCAUUAACAUCAUUGUGCCUCUGGCAGGCCGGGUAGACACUUUCUCACAGUUCUUAAACAACUUCAAGGAGGUGUGCAUACAGCGGGACAGACAAGUGCAUCUCACAGUGGUUUAUUUUGGACAGGAAGGUCUACAGGAGGUGAAGUCCUCAUUGGAAAAACUCUCCAGGGAAGAGAGAUUCCCUAAUUACACUCUGAUCCCCGUGGAUGAAGAGUUCUCUCGUGGACGAGGUCUAGAUAUCGGAGCACAUGCCUGGAAGAAAGGGGACGUCUUAAUGUUUUUCUGUGAUGUUGACAUCCAUUUUACUCUGGAGUUCCUCAACACGUGUCGUCUCCAAACUGCUCCAAAUAAGAAAGUCUUCUAUCCAGUCGUGUUCAGUCUGUACAAUCCUGCUGUAGUCUAUGGGAACAUGGAGCUGGCUCCUCCCAUUGAACUCCAACUGAUUCACAAGAAAGACGCUGGAUUCUGGAGGGAUUUUGGUUUUGGAAUGACUUGUCAGUAUCGCUCAGAUUUCCUCAACAUCGGUGGGUUUGAUCUAGAGGUCAAAGGCUGGGGUGUGGAAGACGUCCACUUAUACAGGAAGUACCUCCGGAGCGACCUGAUAGUGAUCAGGACGCCGGUGUCCAGUCUCUUCCACAUGUGGCACGAGAAGCAGUGUGCGGACGAGCUGACGCCGGAGCAGUAUCGCAUGUGCAUCCAGUCCAAGGCGAUGAACGAGGCGUCCCACUCUCACCUGGGCAUGCUGGUCUUCAGAGAGGAAAUCGAGUCUCACCUCCGCAAGCAGGCUUACAAGACUCAGAGCAAAGCAGAGGACUGAGCCGGCUCCGACAUAUCCAUACAUUUGAUCACCUUAACACUGUGAGGUGCCGACAUCGUCACCGCACGACAGCAAAGACCUGUUUACGUGGAUCUCUCUGCAUUUCACCGCACAGUCACAGACAAAUGAAUGUAAAAAAUCAAACGUGGAUCAAUGUGAAAAUUCUACACACGGUACAGAGCGGAGCAGCAGCAGACAUGAGCGCUCCAACAGUUAACUUUAACCCUCUCUGUGUUGAUUUAUCUGAUGGAAUUAGACUGAUGUUGUGUUUUCUGUAUGAACUAAACUCAAGGCGCACGCUGGCGUUAUGGAGGGAGACAGAACUUCUCAUGAUGCCUGCUUCAAACAGCUCCUUUAUCAUUUUGACUUUUCUAUUCAUUACUUUCUUUAACUGCUACAUGUAACCUCUGAAGCUCGCUCAGCUGAUUCCUCCUCCACAGAGAGGCACCCAGCUCUCAACAUGUAAAAACUUUACUAACAGAUCAUUCGAGCGCAUAAGAACAAGCUACUUCCUAUUGAUUCCAACUUUUUUGCAAACUAGAGAUCAAAGCAGCGAUGUAUUGUUGCGACUGAGUUAUUGAGUACCUGUUUUAUAUCGAUGGUUUCAGAGUGAUGUGGAACAAUCUGUGUUUCAUGACGAUUGUUUACCUUUUCUCUGGUUUCUUCUUCAGGUCGGUAAAUGAGAUGUAGUCCUGCAGAGACGUGUAUGUGGACUGUUAUUAUUAUUGUUCUUGACUUAAUGUCACUCGAGUCCAGAGAGACGAUUCACAACACUCUGACUCUUAAUGCUGAGAUUGUAUGAGGCUGAAUAUCACAGCCGUACAUGUACAUACUUUUCUAAUAAGGCUUGUUCUAUACAUACGAGUUAAAUACUUUGGUUGUACGUGCCUACAUGCUUGCCGUGAUAGGAGAUCUCAAAGCUUUGCUAACUGUUGUAGGUCAUAAUUUUAUUCCGUCUUGUUAGAAGAGAGGAUGAUAGCUGAACGGUUCAGUCGGUGAGGCUGAAACUCUUUACAGAAUGGGCAAGAGGUGCUUUAUUUUUCUCACCAUUAAAGCAUGUCAUUCUCCUC